This is a messenger RNA of Danio rerio (zebrafish), 3168 nucleotides long. Lineage: Eukaryota; Metazoa; Chordata; Actinopteri; Cypriniformes; Danionidae. The record is from RefSeq and is a predicted model, not a curated record.
AUGAGUCGCCAUAAUGAGAGAGAAGACGAGGUUUCUGCAUCUGAAAUGAGUUCUUUGUUUUCCGGUAAUGACCUAACAGUGACCUCUGGUUUCAGGGGGAGGAAGAGACAUAAAUCAGACACUUCUGAACUCAGCGUUGUGUCUCUGAAGAGCGACGUAUCCAUGAGUCAACCUCCUGUACUGAGUGACACUACAGUGACCUCUGACCCUCUGAGGAAGAGACAUAAAUCAGACACUUCCGAUCCCAGCAUUGUGUCUCUAAAGAGUGACGUAUCCAUGAGGCAACCUCCUAUACUGAGUGAGACUCCAGUAACCUCUGACCCUCCAAAUUUUCUGACCUGCACUAAAUACGAUCAGACAGUUGAUCUGCAGAAAGCAGAGAACGAUGUCCUCCAAAGAGUCAAAGAUCUGCACAAAAUCAGCAUGAAGAACAAAUAUGAGGGAUUAUUUGAGGGAGUCAAACUCCAAAAGACUCAAACCCUCCUGAACAGUGUCUACACACAGCUGUACAUCAUAGAAGGAGAGAGUGAAGGAGUGAAUGAAGAACAUGAGGUUUUACAGAUGGAGAAAACAGCCAGAACAAAACACUCCCAACACACUCCAAUCUACUGCAAUGACAUCUUUAAAGAGGAGAAAGAGCAAAUCAAGACUGUUCUUACUAAAGGCAUCGCUGGAAUCGGAAAAACCGUCUCUGUGCAGAAGUUCAUUCUGGACUGGGCCGAGGGAAAAGCCAAUCAGGAUGUAGAUUUCAUGUUUGUGCUUCCAUUUCGAGAGCUGAACUUGAUCAGAGAUCAUCAAUACAGUCUUCACAGACUUCUGCUGGACUUCCAUCCUGAACUUGAAGAUCUGGAGCCCAAGAUUUAUGAGGAGUGUAAAGUUGUGUUCAUCUUUGAUGGUCUGGAUGAAAGCAGAAUCACACUGAUGUUUUCAGACGCUCAGAAAGUUUGUGAUGUGACUGAGACUUCAUCAGUGGCUGUGUUGAUGUCAAAGCUGAUGAAAGGAGAGCUGCUUCCCUCUGCUCUCAUCUGGAUCACCUCCAGACCAGCAGCAGCCAAUCAGAUCCCCUCCAAAUACAUCAAGCGUCUGACAGAAAUUCAGGGAUUCACUGAGCCUCAGAAGGAGGAAUAUUUCAGGAAGAGAAUCAGUGAGCAGCAUCAAGCCAGCAGAAUCAUCUCACACAUCAGAAGAGCAAAAAGCCUCCACAUCAUGUGCCACAUACCCGUCUUCUGCUGGAUCUCAUCCACUGUGCUUCAGAAGCUCCUGGAAGAAGAUCUGAGUGCAGAAAUCCCUCAAACUCUGACUGAGAUGUACAUCCACUUCCUGCUGAUUCAGAUCAACAUGAGGAAUCAGAAGUAUGAAGAGAGAGAUCCAGAGAAACUCCUGCAGUCUAGCAGAGAAGUGAUUGUCAAACUUGCUGAAGUGGCUUUCAGACAGCUGAUGAAGGGCAAUGUGAUGUUCUAUGAGGAGGACCUGAUUGAGAGCGGCGUAGACGUCUCUGACGCCUCAGUGUACUCUGGGAUUUGCACUGAGAUCUUUAAGGAGGAAUCUGUGAUUCAGCAGAGGAAAGUCUACAGCUUCAUCCAUCUGAGCGUUCAGGAGUUUCUUGCUGCUUUCUAUUUGUUUUAUCAUUACGUGAUAAAAAAUGUGGACACACUGCAGUUCUGUGAUGUGAUACAAAAUCUACAUAGAGAUAUAAUCAAUAAAGCUCUUGAGAGUGAAAAUGGCCAUCUGGAUCUGUUCCUGCGGUUUCUUCUGGGCGUCUCUCUGGAGUCCAAUCAGAGACUCUUCCAGGAUCUACUGACACACACAGAGAAGAGCUCAGAAAGCAUCAGGAGAAGCACACAGUACAUUAAAGAGAAGAUCAGAGAUGGACAUGGACUCUCCACUGAAAGAUCCAUCAAUCUGUUCCUCUGUCUGCUGGAAGUGAAAGAUCAGACUCUGUCCAGAGAGAUUCAGGAGUUUGUGAAAUCAGACAAACAGUCAGAGAGGAAACUCUCUCCUGCUCACUGCUCAACAAUCGCCUACAUGCUGCAGCUGUCAGAGGAGGCGCUGGAUGAGCUGGAGUUCUGGAAAUACAACACAUCCGAUGACGGCAGAAGAAGACUGAUACCAGCCGUCAGCAACUGCAGAAGAGCUCUUCUUGGUGGAUGCAAUCUCUCUACUCAGGAUUGUGAAAUUGUGUCGUCAGUUCUUCAAUCCUCAAACUGCGUCCUGAGGGAGCUGGACCUGAGUAACAAUGACCUGCAGGAUUCAGGAGUGAAGCUGCUCUCUGAUGGAUUGAAGAGUUCCAAUUGCCAGCUGGAGAUACUGAGGUUGUCUGGCUGUAUGGUGACAGAGGAAGGCUGUGGUUUUCUCUCUUCAGCUCUGAGUUCAAACCCCUCACACCUGAGAGAGCUGGAUCUGAGCUACAAUCACCCUGGAGAUUCAGGAGUCAAGCUGCUCCAACACAAGCUGAAGGAUCCACACUAUGCACUGCAGAAACUCAAUGUAGAUCAUGGAGGGCAUUUCAGGAUCACACAUGGAAUGCGAAAAUAUGCCUGUAGUCUCUCACUGGAUCCAAACACAGCACACACUCGCGUGAUUGUGUCUGAGGACAACAGAAGGGGAACGCAUGUGAGAGAUCAUCAGCCGUAUCCUGAUCAUCCAGACAGAUUUGAGAACUAUGAGCAGAUUCUGAGUGCAGAGACUCUGACUGGACGCUGUUACUGGGAGGCUAAGUUGACAGGCUGGGGUCACGCAGCGGUGGCAUAUAAAGGGAUCCAGAGGAAAGGAGGAAUUGACUGUCGCUUCGGUCUUAAUAAUAAGUCCUGGAAUCUGUACUUUUGCGAUACGAUUUUCUCUGCGUGGCAUGAUGGGAAGGCUAACAGCACACCUAUUCCUCCCUCUUCCUCUUUAUCCAAUAGAGUAGGGGUCUAUCUAGAUGUGUCGUCAGGUCGUCUGUCCUUUUACAGCAUCUCUGACGCACACACACUCACACACAUAUACACGUUCAACACUACAUUCACUGAACCCCUCUAUGCAGGAUUUGGGUUUUACAACGAUUCUGAAGUCUCUCUGUGUCAGAUUUAAAAGCCUCAUCACAUGUACACAGUUUACAAACCACCGGACUAACAUUUCACAAUUCUUAAAAAUGUCAUCUUUCUUUCUUGAAGUUCUUGCAUGCAUCUA